CACCGUUGAAAGAUUUUGCAGAUUUGGCCUGCAGAUUUCACAUUUCGGAAACAAAAUCAAAUUGUGUGUUUACAAAUGACAGAUUAGCAGAAUGUCAGACGAGGAUAAACCGUUUGUGUGCUCACAGCCAGACUGCGGAAUGCAAUUUACCAAUGAAGACCAUUUGGCAGUACAUAUGAGAAAACAUGACAUGUCAUUGGCAUUAAACCUCACACAAGGGGGUUUGUCCCCUCUUGGACUUGGACUGUUCACUGACCAAACUCCAACCCCCACGAAAUUCCUGAAGAACUGUGAAGAACUUGGCCUGUUUCAGGAACUAAGUAAAAAUCCAUUUGAUGAUUCCUUCAAGAAAGCUAUGGAUGAUCCUAUUGACACUGUCAACAGUCUGCAUUUACCAGGAACAGACUGUGCUGAUUUGGACACGCCCCAGCCUACUAUACCAAAGAUCUUGGUUGGUGGAGAGGAGAUCCACGAGAACAGGAAACUUCAAGACAAACCCAAGGACCUCACUAUGUCAUCCAUUGUACCGAAAAAGAGAAAGUUCCUCUGUCAGAGUUUACCAACAUCCACAACUUCCGAGGAUGAGGAAGAAGCAGUGAUUGGUUCCUCUUCUACAGAAUUGAAUGGUUCUGGUGAAAAUAUUGUUACAAAUAGUGUACCAGUCGAAGUUAGUAGCAGUGUACCAGUCCAGUCCCCACAGAAUGUCACCCAGAUGGCUGAAAGUUUCCAUUCCCCACAGAAUGUCAGCCAGAUGGCGGAAAGUUUCCAUUCCCCACAGAAUGUUGCCCAUAUGCCUGAAAGUUCUCCACGUAGUGUAGCAGAACCUUUGUAUUCUCCACAAGCUGUUAGCACCUCAGGAAAUAACACUGUGUUAACUGUUGAUGAUGACAAUGAUAAAAACUUUGCGUCUGUUAUUGGAAGUUCAAAUGCCGGAAGUAUAAACAUUACAAGUGUACCAAUUUCCAGUGUUCCGGUUGGAAAUAAACAUGCUUUGGCUGCCAGCCCUCUGAUGGUUCAAGUCCUGUUACAGUUACCAGGUGGUCAGGUGGUGCCAGUUCAAGUUCCAGCUUCAAAUGUAGCAACCAGUCAGCCGGUGGUGCAGAAACCUCAACCCCAACAGAUCCAGCUAAUUAGGCCAGCCAUCCAACCACAGCCUGGAGUUAAUAAUUUGACUCAAAACUCACCAACCAUGAUCUUAGCAGGAAACACUUUAUUUCAAACAGGCCAAAAUUUUCAGACAGUCACCCCUGGUGGGCUUAUUCAAAACACUGUGCCAUUGACUGUGAAAUCUCCACAGCAGACCAAUAAUGCUCAGACUGGUUUACAAACUGUUUUGAAUCAGUCUGCCACUCAUCCCAAAUUACAGGCUGUGCUUAACCAGUCUGUUUCUCAACCAGCUCUACAAACUGCCUUAAACCAGUCAUUGACAGGAAGUGCAUUUCAAGCUGCAGCCCAGUCUGCUUUAAGAACAAUUCUAGUGACGAACAAACAGACCGGUAUACAAACAACUCCUUCCGUAAAUAAUACAGCACAGAUACUACAGAAUGCCAUAACUGUGAACCAGACCAACACAAAACCCCCUCAGAAAGUUGUCCUACCAGGGAGUCAGUCAUACACCAAACAGAGAUUGAAAGCAGCAAUUCAACAGCAGACGACACCAAGCAAUCAGAAACUGUUCUAUGGAGGGGAGGUAAAAAGUGAGCCACAGUGGUCUCCGGGUGCUGUCAGUUCCUCAGCAACCGUUUCCUCUCCCGAAGCUGGCUUAUCACCAGGUGCAUCAGUGUCGUACAACAGUGGUGAACUAAGUACAUCUGAGAGCACAGAUGUUGAAAUGAAGAGGGAGAAGUUUCUAGAGAGAAACAGGGCUGCUGCAGCAAGGUGUCGACAGAAGAGAAAGCAUUGGGUACAGACUCUGGAAAAAAAAGCUGAUGAUCUGUCCUCGGUCAAUAAUAAAUUAUGUUCAGAAAUCAAGAAAUUACGUGGCGAAGUAGCAAAUUUGAAAACAUUGCUGUUGGCACAUAAAGAUUGUCCGGUUACUAUGCAACAAAGGUCACAAGGUCAGCUUGGGACUGAAAUGAUGUCUUUGGGUAGUGAUUUAAAUGAUGUCACACCUCUUAAUAUUGAAGAAUACACUGAUAUGCAGGCUGUGUCUGAAGAUUCUGCUGCAAUUAAUCACCAGCCUACAAUUACUACAAUGGACCAGUCUGGAUCAACAAUUCCUGGUACUGUUGGACUGGUUCAUGGGGACCAAGUUGUGAUAAAACCAGUCAGUGUAAUAACAGGAUUGAACUCACUCGGGUUAAUUCCAAAGAUCGUGAAUCUGGACCAGAGUAUUCAGAAAACAAGUUCAGGUUCUUGAUGAUAUUAUAUGGCUCACUGUUUGGGGCCUUAAAUUAUUAUUGUUUUAACUUGCCUGAGGUAGGAACUCAGGCAAGUUUUUGUGAUCGUCCUUUGUUCGAGGAAUAUCUUUAAAAGCCCUUUAACUGUUUUGGGGCUUUAAGUUAUUAGUGCUUUAGCCUGCCUGAAGUAGGAACUCAAGCAAGUUUUGUGAUCAUCCUGUGUUUGAAGAAUAGCUUUAAAUCUUUGACUGUUUGUGGGCAUUUAGAUUAAUGCUUUAGCCAUCCUGAGGUAUAUAUAGUAACUCGGGCAAGUUUUUGUGAUCGUCUUUUGUCCGCAGAAUAUCUUUCAGAAACCCUUUGACUGUUUUUAGCCAUUAAGUUUUUAAUGAUAAAGCCUGCCAGAGGUAGAACCUCAGGCGUUAGGCAAGUGUUUGUGAUCAUCUUUUGUUGAAAGAAUACCGCUUUGGCUGUUUCUGAGCUUUAAAUAACUAAUGUUUUAGCCUGCCUGAGGUAGGAACUUUGGCAAGCUUUUGUGAUUGUUUUUUGUUCGUAGAUCAUCUUUUUUUAAAAGUCUGUCCACUUAGCUCAGUAGGUAAAGCUCAGAGCUAUGAAUUUUGAUCCCAGGGGGUGGCGUAUCUUCUCCAUGAUAAUGUGACAAAAGAUUGAUUCAGUAGUUAAAGUAAUAUAACUUGUUAGAACAAUUUUAUAAGUAGGUUUUUCAUCAAUACAGUAUCCGAAAUAACAUUACAUCUAUGUAUACUAGACAAAACAACAAAUGUGCAGAAACUGAUUUUGUUAGCGGUACGGCCAGUCCACACGUGCAUAACUCAUUCAGUAUUUGGAUAUUGCAUAGAUUAAGAUCUACAGGUUUUUGUUUUUUUUUAACAUAUUUUGCACAGUAGUCAAAACAUUAUACUUGCUUUUCUUAAAAAGCAAACAACAACAAAAGUUUACCAUGAAAUGGAAAUACAACAGUGUACUACAGAACUACAUGAAGAUUAUUCGACACCCAUAAGUGAAAUAGCCUUUAUUAUGUUUACUAGAUACAGAAUA
This is a messenger RNA of Mercenaria mercenaria, 3392 nucleotides long. RefSeq names its product cyclic AMP-dependent transcription factor ATF-7-like. Gene Ontology annotation, molecular function: DNA-binding transcription factor activity, RNA polymerase II-specific; cAMP response element binding. NCBI's taxonomy places the organism in Eukaryota, Metazoa, Mollusca, Bivalvia, Venerida, Veneridae. The transcript is spliced from 12 exons. Gene Ontology annotation, biological process: regulation of transcription by RNA polymerase II. The coding region runs from base 92 to 2359 and encodes 755 amino acids. The record is from RefSeq and is a predicted model, not a curated record.